AUGGCGACAAUCGCCACCUCGACCUCCAUAUCCGAUGACGAUCCACCACCACCUUCUUCAUCUUCAUCUAUGUCAACAUCGCCACCUAUUCCAUUGUCUCGGCCGCCACCGGCUGUUACUCCUCCGGGCUCAACGGCGGCGAUGAAGUUCGAUAAUUCCAAAAAACCAGUUCAAAUCCGUUCAGUCUGGUCUAGAAAUUUAGACUUUGAAUUCUCCAUCAUUGGUCGCGUAAUUGAUCGGUAUCCUUUCGUCUCGAUGGACACUGAGUUCCCCGGCGUUGUCUUCCGCAACAAUCCCAACCAACAGUACUAUUGUAACCCCGUCGACCACUACCAAACCCUCAAGUCCAAUGUUGACGCCCUCAAGCUCAUUCAGGUCGGAAUUACUCUAUCUGAUGCCUCUGGUAACCUCCCUGACCUCGGAUUUCCUGACCGCUGCUUCAUCUGGGAGUUCAAUUUCUCAGAUUUCAAGCUGGAGAGGGACGAACACGCUCCUAAAUCAAUUGACCUCCUCCGCAACCAGGGUAUUGAUUUUGACACUACCUAUCAGUUCGGCUCGUCCAUCUCGCUGUUUGCUGAAUGCAUGAUGUCAUCUGGCCUUGUGUGUAACGCUAACGUUACCUACAUUACCUUCCACAGCGCUUAUGACUUCGGCUACCUCAUUAAGGCCCUCACGGGAAAGGCCCUCCCCAGUACGCUUACAGAAUUCCUUAACUUGCUCAAAGUGUUUUUUGGAAACCGGGUUUAUGACGUGAAGCAUUUGAUGAAAUUCUGUUCGGGGUUGCACGGGGGAUUGGAAAGAGUGGCUGCUUCGCUUGGUUUGGAGCGGGUGGCAGGAAGGUGCCACCAGGCUGGGUCUGAUAGCUUGCUGACGCGGCAUGCAUUUCAGAAGAUAAGAGAAAUCUACUUCAGCAAUUGCAAAAAGGAAGCGCUGCCUGAUAUGUUUGCGGGUGUACUCUAUGGGUUAGAGGGUAGAGAAAUGAGCAAUGAGUUUGAAUCAUUCUUGGUCUACAUUUUUUAUCCUUAUACUUCUAGAGAAGUUGCAGGUGGGCAGAGUAAAGAGCAUUUGAAUGCCCUCCAGGAAAAAAAUAACAAGAUUGGAUAG
Fraxinus pennsylvanica is the source of this 1104-nucleotide messenger RNA. NCBI's taxonomy places the organism in Eukaryota, Viridiplantae, Streptophyta, Magnoliopsida, Lamiales, Oleaceae. The record is from the annotation of a GenBank genome assembly.